ACUAGGACCCGGAGGAGCGCGGGUGGUUGCGGUAAAUUUAGCGCGGGGGAGGGGCGGGCGGGGAGGGCAGCUGGGCUCCCGCAACCCCUUCCCGGCCGUUAUGGACGCGGAGGCGCCAGCCCCAGCGGGAGGCCCGGCGGAGGCCACGGGCUCGGAGGCCCCGGGCUCGGGGAGCCGGCGGCAGCUGGCCCGAAUCACGCCCUGGCUGCUCCUGGGCCCCGCGCGCGUCGCGGCGGACGCGGAGCUGCUGGCGCGCGAGCGCGUCACGUUUUGCGUCAAUGUGACCCGGCAGCAGCCGUGCCCGCGCGCGCCGGGCGUGCGCACGCUGCGCGUGCCUGUCUUUGACGACCCGGCCGAGGACCUGCUGACGCACCUGGAGCCCUGCUGCGCCGCUCUGGAGGCGGCCGCGCGCGCCGGCGGCACGUGCCUCGUGUUCUGCAAGAACGGGCGCAGCCGCUCGGCGGCGGUGUGCACCGCCUACCUCAUGAGGCACGGCGGCCUCAGCCUGGAGCGGGCCUUCCAGGUGGUGAAAAAGGCCAGGCCCGUGGCCGAGCCCAACCCGGGCUUCUGGGCCCAGCUGCGGAAGUACGAGGAGGCCCUCCGGGAGCGGACCCCCGGCAGCGAGCCCCGGCGCGAGGCCCCGAGCGGAGCCGGUGCUCGGGAGUCGGGCGAGCCCGAGGCACGCGAGAAAGGCUCGCCGCGUCCCCCCGCGUCAGGGCGGAGGCCUUAGAGCGCGGCUCUGGGCAGUGGGAAGGGCCAAAGCCCGCGGCCCCGAUCGUUCUAUAGCCUUCUGUUUUCAAAAUACGGGCCCAGUUUGCAACAUUUACCCUUGAGUAUUGCUAAGGAUAGCGGGGUGUGCUGGGCUGGGGUCCGGAGCUGGGAGCAAAAAGUCCGGGCGCCCCCCUCAGACUCUCUGCCUCAGUUUCUCUCUGCGCACCGAGCUCAGUUCCCCUCCCCUUCCCCCCCUGCAGCCCGAGUCAGUGCCCUCCCUCUCAGCUUUCUUCCUUCCGGAAUCCCGCGUCAGGAGGUGGGGAGCUCCCCGGACUUUGCAAAAAACAGAUCUUGAUCAUAAGGGAAAGGGGGCCUCCGGGGCAGCGUGUGCCCCCACGGGGCAGCGUGUGCCCCCACGGGGCAGGGCAGCAGCUUCUAGUCCACAAAGUGCGAGGUUGGGUGCCUUGCCCCACGUCACAGCCCAGCUGUCAGAAACCCUCAGGACCCCCUGACUUCGCUUCUUCCUCUCUGUGACAGCCAGAUAACAAAUAGCUGGCAUUUAUAUACUUCCUUUAGGGCUCAAUACAGGGCAAGUACCUCCUUUGCAGAGGAGAAAACUGAGGUUCCCAGAGUUUAUACAACUGCCUGUGAUCACAUUCAUUCUUCUUAGUGGAAGCAGGAUUCCAAUCCAGAUGUUUCCUGACUCCAAGUUCCCAGUGUCUAUGCUGCUGCCCUUACAACUACUGCUUAACAAGGAAGAACUUUCUAAUAAUUGGCUCUGUCCAAAAAGUAGAACGAGCUGCCUAUGAGGCAGUGAGACUCCUAUUAUCAGAGCUAUGUAUAAACUGGAGAAAUCUCCAUAAACUUUUAAAACUCCAGCCCGGCCUUUGUCAUCACAGGCCCAUAAACUUUUUUUCCCCUAAAUGUAUUUGAAACUAUACUUCAAUAUAAUUGGUAUCCUUUUUGAUACUAUGUAUUCUAUACAUUUAAAAACAUGAUUCUGAGAUGUCCAAGAGGUCCAGGACCUAGAAAGUGAAGGUCCUCUGCUCUGGUACUACAGGGGAAAAAAAUAACAAGGAAGUGGAAAAGAACUGGAUCUUCAAAUUUAUUGGUUGAGUGAACUCUUAAGUGUGGAACUUCCCUCUACAACCAGAGAGAGGCGAUUUCUCUGCAAGUUGUCUUAGACAAAAAACUGUGAAAAACUUAGGAACUCUGACCUACAAAAUGAUCUCCCAUGGUGCCAGAGGUCACCUGAUAACUCUUGCUGCCCAUCUUCAAAGAUACUUGAUGGACCCAGAGGGGAGACUGAAGCAUGGUUUUUUGGGACAUGGCUAAAGAGAGAAUUUGUUUUGCUUGACUUUAUAAGUGUGUAGUAAAUUUUGUUUUUCUUGCUUUCUCAAGGUAGGCAUGAAGAAGAAAAUUCAAAGCUUAAAAUAAAAUUGAAUUUUUUAAAAAUGAAAAAAUAUUUUUCAAGCAUACUAACAACAAAAUUAAAUCCUAGAGAAUUACCUAGACUACUGAGAAGUGACAUGGUUAGGGUCACACAGCCAAGAUGGGUCAGAGGCAGGACUCAAAACCUGAUCUUCUUGACAUCAAAGCCAGCUAUGCAGCUUUUCUAGAAAAGAAAAAAAAAAAA
Sarcophilus harrisii (Tasmanian devil) is the source of this 2347-nucleotide messenger RNA. It is a transcript of the gene DUSP28, whose product is annotated as dual specificity phosphatase 28. The record is from RefSeq and is a predicted model, not a curated record. The coding region runs from base 101 to 730 and encodes 209 amino acids. Lineage: Eukaryota; Metazoa; Chordata; Mammalia; Dasyuromorphia; Dasyuridae. Gene Ontology annotation, biological process: protein dephosphorylation. The transcript has 2 exons. Gene Ontology annotation, molecular function: protein tyrosine/serine/threonine phosphatase activity. Gene Ontology annotation, cellular component: cytoplasm.